UUUGAAAAUGUAAUAUAUAAACUUCGAAACUAAAUUCAAAAAUCCGUUUUGUUUUAACAUGCGAGCAAUGAGCAACAAUUUUAUAAUAGAAAUAAAUGUAAACAUAUAAUACAUGUUAUGUUAUAGAAAGUUUUAUUAUCUGCUACGAGUUUAAACGUACACUACAGAUGCAGAUCUGCUUCCAACUAUACACGUACAGAUCUCGUAAGCUGUUAUCUGCAUUGAAAUGAUAUUUGCCAAGAAUAAUUCCAUGUUAUGAUAAUUGACAACAGGUGCCUUCGCAGUUCUUAAUGAGAAGUAAGACAUUAUUAGUCAUGCUAGUCAAAAGCUGUUUGAGAAAAGUACAUAAACUUCUCAAGCUAAAAGAUAUUUCUUUCAAUAUAUUUAUCUCUGAAACGUGUAAGAUAUAUUUUUUGUUAAUAUUUAUACAAUCAAUUCAAUGUAUACGUGUAUAUAAUGGUUUUAUUUAAUAAUAUGACUCUGCAAUUCAUAUUGGUAAUAAAUAUGCUGCUACAGUCGAUAGAGCCCGUCGAAACGUCGGUGAAGAAUGAAAUCAGACAUAAUUUUUAUACAAGAGCCAAUUUAACGUGUCCACUGCCAUUGACGACAUUGGAUUUUAUUUAUGAUUUUACACAACCAAAUUUGGAAUUUGUAUGGCCCUGCGAGGUUCGAUUGUACUGGGUGUCGUUACAGCCAUUCGUUAAAUUUGUACGAUUUCUGCUUGGCUACAUAACACCAUUUAUCAUUUUAGUUGGAGUACUGUUGAAUACCAUUUCCUUUGCGAUGUUGAGCACACCAAUUCUGUGCGAAUCGAAUUUAUCACUUUAUUUAAAAGCGCUCGCAUUGUCUGACAAUGGAGCAUUGGUGUUCAAUUAUGCAGUGGGUAUUGCAAAGUCCCAUUUUACCUUUGUCAAUAAUCUUUUUAUGAACAAUAGGUUUCUAUGCACUUUAAACUCUGUAACCAUGGAAUUUUUUCAAUUCACAUCUACUUGGCUGGUUGUAGCGUUCACGUGGACGCGAGUUUUUGCCAUUGUUUUUCCUUUCGGAAUUUAUGGCCGUUAUAACAAUCGUUCCGAAGUAAUAACUAUUACCAUCUUGAUAUGUCUCAGCUUUGUAAUAUCGUUAACAAAACUUUAUUCAGGAGGAUAUGAAACGGAUAGCGUAUUUGAAUUCAUACCGUGCCAAAAAAAGAUAAAGCCAUGGGGCAGUGCCAUGUACUUUUACAUUGCACUGUCCACCUGGUUACCAUUAGUUUGUAUAUUUGUCGGAAAUAUUUUAUUGAUCGUACAUAUGAAAAAAACUGAGAAAAUUCGUUGUCGGUUAACUCAAAAUUUCAGACAUAAAACAAAUAGAAUCCAUCAUACUUCCAGAACACUGUUCGUCGUAUCGACUGUUUAUUUAGUCCUAUUGCUACCUCUCGGUAUGGUUGAAACUUUGGAGCUCUAUUGGGAUGUUAUUUUGAUCAAAUUUCCCGCUAUCGAGGCGAGGAAGAAAGCAGAAUAUAUACAUUGGCUGAAAGAAAAACUGUUGUUGAAAUGGUGUCGCGGUUUAUGUUUUCACGUAUAUCAUUGGAAUUUCGCGAUCAAUUUCUUUUUGUACUGUCUAACGGGUGAAAAAUUUCGAAGCGCUGUAAUGCAAUCGUUGAGACAAUAUAAAACCUCGAUGUUUUCAACGUUCUCCAAACGCGUUAACAGAUAUAUAUUGAGUUCAAAGUGCCCUGAACAAUUGAAAUCCGUAGAAUCUUCGAAUAUAUUGCUAAUAAGAGCUAUAGCGCUUGGCGAACAUUCCAUCUCUGGUAGCGUGCCUAAACAAAACAAUAUCGGUACUGUUGCACAUAUUUGAUCGUUACUAUAUAGACGAAAUAUAAAACCCAUUGUGUAAAGACUGUUUGCCUUAAACGUUUUGAAACAUGCAACUUGUACAUAUUUUUAUGUAAGUAUAUUUAUCUUUAUAUCACUCGAAUCUUGGAUUUGCAAAAGCAUGUUUUGAACAUCUAUUAGAGUCGAAUAAAAUGUGUAAAAGUCA
Ceratina calcarata is the source of this 2025-nucleotide messenger RNA. RefSeq lists its product as uncharacterized. Gene Ontology annotation, biological process: G protein-coupled receptor signaling pathway. Gene Ontology annotation, molecular function: G protein-coupled receptor activity. Gene Ontology annotation, cellular component: plasma membrane. The record is from RefSeq and is a predicted model, not a curated record. The coding region runs from base 457 to 1842 and encodes 461 amino acids. The transcript is spliced from 7 exons. NCBI's taxonomy places the organism in Eukaryota, Metazoa, Arthropoda, Insecta, Hymenoptera, Apidae.